Brassica oleracea var. oleracea is the source of this 351-nucleotide messenger RNA. RefSeq lists its product as uncharacterized. Lineage: Eukaryota; Viridiplantae; Streptophyta; Magnoliopsida; Brassicales; Brassicaceae. The record is from RefSeq and is a predicted model, not a curated record. The coding region runs from base 1 to 351 and encodes 116 amino acids. Gene Ontology annotation, cellular component: mitochondrial matrix. The transcript is spliced from 2 exons.
AUGUUUGAUGGGUUUAUGUCUGUUCUAAGAACCGGUUUAGAUGCUUCAGGGAGCGAUGUCCAUCUCCACAUUAGUUUGCUUGUCAACAUUAGCAAGGCUGAUGGAAAUGAUGAGAUGGAGUUCCUCUGCUCUGUCUGGCCUAACCGCAUCGAAAUUCAAAACCUUUACAUGCUUAGACGCAACAAAAUCAUUCCUAAGACUUACAUGGGACCCAGUUUCGGGAGUUUGAAGUAUGAUUUUCAGACGGCGGUUAAAGAGUUUUUGCGAGUAAGAGGAAUCUACGGGGAGCUUUGCUUUUUCUUGCAUGAGUAUAUGAUGAACAAGGAUAGGAUUGAGCUCAUCAAUGGUUGA